Molecule: messenger RNA, 2305 nt
Organism: Sinocyclocheilus anshuiensis
Lineage: Eukaryota; Metazoa; Chordata; Actinopteri; Cypriniformes; Cyprinidae
Gene: lrrtm2
Product: leucine rich repeat transmembrane neuronal 2
Exons: 2
Coding region: 596-2224 (542 amino acids)
Molecular function (GO): protein binding
Source: RefSeq, a predicted model, not a curated record
CAAAAGCACAGAAUAACAUCUCAGCUCCUCUCCUCUGCCUUUCCCCUCACUGCAUCUCCCCUUCCUUGGUGCCGAGAACUCCACACAACACAGCAGAGCCACAUGGAACUGGCGUCGCAAGUGCAGCCUCAGCCUGCCAUCAACAAGUUAGGGAUGAAGGAGCUCGAGCAAUGAAAGAGGAAUGCGUGAUCUUCAAUUAACCAAUUGAGCUGACAUCACUGCGGUGGAAAAGGAAAAAGGCAGCUAAGGGACGAAGGGAUCUGCUCAGCGGUGCUGCUUUGGAUGCAAAUCAACUUCAAAUUUAAGGAUUCUUGGAAGGCAAAUAAUGUUUGUCUUUUCUUAAUCUGGGAAUUAAAUAGCAGGACUGAAAAAAGGUCAGACCGGACAAAAGAGAAAAAAAAACAGCAUCCCAGGACAUGGAAUUCCUGAAUUUGGUUCAACUGGGGGGGCACAGCACUUCUUUAUUUCUGAAGAGCUUGAUUCCUUUUGUAUUUACCCAAAAGGUUUUUUUCUCUGUGGAUUUCUCUUCCAUCUGGCUGCUCCAAAAGUCUGCGGAAAAAGACAGUUGAAUGCAGCCUCCGAUGUACACAAAAGAAUGGGUUUCCAUUCAAGGUGGCCAUUGGUGGGACAAGCACCAGCGGCACUUUGCGUGAUCAGCAUGCUACUGUGCCUCCCUCCUGUGUCAUGCACAACCUGCCCCCAGAAAUGCCGAUGUGAGGACCUGCAGUUUUACUGCGACACGCAGGGGCUCCUGGCGCCCCCAGACAGUGUGGAUAAAGGGGCCCUUGGACUUUCGCUCAGACACAACAGCAUCAGCGAGCUCAGCUCAGACCAGUUCUUUGGCUUCACCCAGCUCACUUGGCUUCACCUGGACCACAACCAAAUAACCACCGUGCAUGAGGAUGCCUUCCAGGGGCUGUACAAGCUCAAGGACCUUAACCUGAGCUCAAACCGCAUCACCAAGCUGCCAAACACAACCUUCAUCCACCUCAUCAACCUGCAGAUCUUGGAUCUCUCCUUCAACCAGAUGACAGCUCUGGAGCCUGAGCUCUUUCAUGGGCUCCGGAAACUCCAGAUCCUACACCUGCGGUCAAACUCACUGCGCACAACGCCUGUGCGGGCCUUCUGGGACUGCCGGAGCCUGGAAUACCUUGGCUUGAGCAACAACCGGCUCCGUAGCCUGGCCCGGAACGGCUUCGCCGGGUUAAUUAAGCUGCGGGAGCUCCAUUUGGAACACAAUCACUUGACCAAGAUUAACUUGGCACACUUCCCUCGUCUGGUCACCCUCCAGUUCCUUUAUCUUCAGUGGAACAAGAUAAACAAUUUAACAUGCACCAUGGAAUGGAAAUGGACAACUCUGGAGAAACUGGACCUCACUGGGAAUGAGAUACGUGUACUCACCCCCGACGUGUUUGAGACUUUGCCCAACCUCAAGAUCCUGAUGCUGGAUAACAACAAACUGACCAGCCUCGAUACGCAAACCAUGGAUAUGUGGAAGUCCCUAAAUGUGAUUGGGCUUUCGAGCAACCUUUGGGAAUGUACCAAACGAAUCUGCAAUUUAGCCACUUGGCUGAGCACCUUUAAGGGUCGAUGGGAGCAUUCUAUCCUCUGCCACAGUCCUGAGUACGCACAGGGUGAGGAAAUACUGGAUGCCGUUUACGGAUUCCAAUUUUGCCAAAAUUUCUCAGCCCCAGUCAUACUGACCAGUACCAGCACAGAGGCCAUGCUCCCCGAGAUCACAAGCUCCCUGUUCGGAAAUAUGCAGACCCCUACGCAAGACUUCUAUGCAGAGGAUUUUGGGAGCUUUACGAUUGUCACUACUACUACCACCACCACACAACCCCCACGCACUGCCCUCGCUACUACCAUGACAGUGGAGGGGGCAGACAUUACAGAGGACUACUCUGCGAUGGACAACACAGUGCUGACCCAGAGGGUCAUCAUUGGCACCAUGGCUCUGUUGUUUUCCUUCUUUCUCAUCAUUUUUGUAGUGUACAUAUCACGAAAAUGCUGCCCUCCCACUCUGAGGCGGAUCCGCCAUUGCUCGGCCAUUCAAAAUCGGCGACAGAUGAGGACCCAGCAGAGACAGCCAAUGGCGGACCUGGCCACACAGGUGCCCUAUAACGAGUACGAGCCCAGUCAUGAGGAGGGUGCACUUGUGAUCAUCAAUGGCUAUGGGCAGUGCAAAUGUCAGCAACUGCCUUACAAAGAGUGUGAAGUAUAAACUCUAUUUAUUCCUACAGUUUCUGGAUUUAACCAUUUGUCCAUUUCAAAAGAAACAGGGUUUGCUUUUGGACUUUUUUCC